CUGCCUGCACCCGCGACAUGCGUUGACCCGACACCCUCCCAGACCGCCGUACACAUGGACAACUCGUGCCUCCUCGACCUCCUCAUCAGGUGCUUCGCGAUGACCGAGCCCGAGGACCUCAACUUCACGGCUUUCACCGACCUUUGCCGCCUCUGCUCACUCAAGAGCGGACCUCGCCUGCACAUCUUCGACAAGGAGUCCGAGCAGAGGCAGAUACUCUUCAAGCUCAGGACCUGCAUGCCUACUAUGCAGAUUUCCAAAGACGACUUCCUGCCGAAGAAGAUCUGCGAGCGCUGUAUCACACGACUCGAGCAGCUUUACGAAUGGCGACAGAGCUGCCUUAACACCGACUCCGUGCUUCGGAACUACGCGGAGAGCAUGCGGAUUGUCACGUCCACCAUUAACUUUCAAGAUGGAACAGUCAACAUGGACAAGAUGACGGAAGCACAAAAAACAGCAUACUUAGAAGCACAUGUAGCUGUACAACAACAUAUGGCUCAGGCCGCCGCAGCUGCAAGAAGAGAACAGCAGCAGCAGCAGCAACAACAGCAACAGCAGCAGCAGCAACAACAACAACAGCAACAACAACAGCAGCAGCAGCAACAACAACAGCAACAACAGCAGCAGCAGCAACAGCAACAACAGCAGCAACAGCAACACUACGCUACCAUCAAUUCGCCGAUAAAGGUACCUCAAGUGAGCUCUAGCACCGGCGGUCCAGACAGCACGUUCACUGUACCCGACGACGUAGGAAUGGGCUUUGAAGGAGGAGUGAGGGUGCUACAGAGUCUUGGCAAUUGGUCUCCAGAAGUAACGAACAACAUUCCGCGGCCAAAUCUCAUACCAUUCACGGAACCGUACGCGGAAGGAGGAUCGAUGCAUCCUGGAACGCGGUUGAAGGCACUACAAGGCAGUUCCAUCAGAAAACAUCCUGCUAUAAAACCUACUAGCUCUACCAGCGAAGGAAUGACGGGAAGCAAAGCUUUCGAGUGUACAGUGUGCGGAAAAGGUUUAGCACGGAAAGAUAAACUAACGAUACACAUGCGGAUUCACACGGGAGAAAAGCCCUAUGUAUGCGAAGUAUGCAAUAAGGCGUUCGCUCGACGGGACAAGUUGGUCCUACACAUGAAUAAGCUGAAGCACAUCACGCCAUCGAACAUCGCGCCACUCGGUAAACGGACGAUUACGAUACCACCUCUAAAAUUGGACGACGUGAAACCUCAACUGACAAAACAAGAGGACACGAAACCAAGUCAGGCAGAGAUUGCAGCAGCAGCACAACAGCAGCAACAACAGCAGCAGCAACAGCAGCAUCAACAAACUCACCAGCAGCAGAUCCAGGUCUGCCAGGUACCCGGCCACACCUUUACGAACACGAAUCUAGUGCAUACAAGUGCGGCAACUGCAGUUGCAGCAGCUACUGCUGGUAUGGUGGUUUCCUGGUCGUGUGAGCUGUGCGGCAGACUGUUUGCGACCAGAGACGAGUGGAGCGCUCACGCAAAAUCACAUCUUCCUGACACUAAGCUAUUGCAGGAUAAAAUGCAGCAAACGCAACAACAUCAACAACAAGAAAAGGUCCAUCUAUCGAAUCAAGAAAAAUUGCAGCUUUUGCAUCAUCACAACCAGAACCAACAAAUCCUCAAUGGUCAUGGCAUAGCCACUGCUUCCGUCUCCACUGCAACUGUGGUUAACGAAGGAGGGGGUGGAGGAGGAGGCGCGUACUUUACCCAUGGACAUACACAUUACGCACCAGAACGACAACAUACGCAUGCACACCAUCUAUGUUUGAUGUGCAGACAAGAGUUCGCUGGUAAAGCUGAAUUCAUGUUCCACGUACGAGGACACUUCGAAGGCAAAGUGACGGAUAUAGCGGCGGCUGAUGUACUCGCGAGAUCUUUAGUGGAUAAUUCUGGUUUGUGUACCUGA
This is a messenger RNA of Hyposmocoma kahamanoa, 1926 nucleotides long. Its product is annotated as zinc finger protein 568. The record is from RefSeq and is a predicted model, not a curated record. Lineage: Eukaryota; Metazoa; Arthropoda; Insecta; Lepidoptera; Cosmopterigidae. Gene Ontology annotation, cellular component: nucleus. Bases 55 to 1926 code for a protein of 623 amino acids. The transcript has 10 exons. Gene Ontology annotation, molecular function: zinc ion binding.